Messenger RNA from Tuber aestivum (summer truffle), 5107 nucleotides. The record is from the annotation of a GenBank genome assembly. Lineage: Eukaryota; Fungi; Ascomycota; Pezizomycetes; Pezizales; Tuberaceae.
GCAGUAGUUAUCAACGACAAAUUCCCAUUGGUAUCUUCAUCACCCUGUCCCUCAGAUCGAAACCGAAACGCCCAAGUAACCUCGAUCGCCAACCCCGCGGACGGGAAUAAGACCAUAUGGUACGUGCACGUCGGUGUAUCAAAAUCUACAACCUCCUAUCACAAGAAACAUCAUCACCAAUCGGUGAUAUCGAUCCCUGUUCAAGUGCCCGUACAGUAGGAAGAUAGCUCACGAUCUCACGUAGAGACAAGGCUCAGUUCUCUAGAGAACCCGAAGGCCCAGUGCUAUAAUGGUGUCCAGGAUUCAUGAUCCGUGAUUCCUCCAAUUAUCCUGGCAACCAAAUGGAGGGCUGGCCGAGUGCUGGCGGCAUGCUGGCGGCAUCUCACAUGCAUGGGGAGGAUUUCUCAUUCAUUCAAGGGGAACCCUUUGACAACAUCUCUAGUGAUGAGUGGAAGAGCUGUCCCUAAUAAGCCGUUGCUACACCAGAAUGAGGCAAUCUGAACGCUCUGGAGGUUUAGUGACCAUUUAUCGAGUGCGCGAUGGUGGUUCGAUAGGCCUCCGACACGUUCGGGUAAUUUGGGUACAGCUAAAUUCUUGGUGGGGAAUUCUCAGUGUUUUUGGCCUUAUAGAAGCCGUUGUACUCGUACUCGUAGCGUUUCGUGGGCUACCGGUAUGAUAACACCGGUAACACAUCCUUUGGAUCUCCGUUGCCGGCUGCUCCUUGCUGGAUAACGGGUACUACCGGUAUACCCUUCCAGCACAGAGUACCGGUAUGGCUACCCUAAACCGCCAGGGAGGGAUUGUUGCCUCGACGCUUCUGGUCUGCGUGGCAUAAGGGAAGCGCAAGAUCCGGAAUUCUCCACUAGCUGUGUCACAGCGCUGAGUUGCAAUACUGCUCGAGUAUUGUACGGACACUCUACCCAUGAUUUCGCGUAUUAUGGUGAUGAAGCGAUUUGCUUUGGAAUGGAUGGGGUGAGCUUGCAGUGCGAUGCGGAUAGGGGGCUAGAGCCGGAAGGGAUUGGAGAGGGAGUCGGGGUGCAUGCUGUUUUCCAUCGUGGUUGCGUCCGAAUUAACAUUUUGCUUGAUCGAUGGGACGGAAGGAUGGGGUUGUGAAGUGGGUUCGGGUAGUGAGGAGCACGGCUUCAUCACGGGUUUUCUGGUUCUGUUCCUCUGUAUCACACUCGCCAAUUUCAUAAGCAUCCCGACACCUUACUUGUAGGGUGAUGCCAAGGUCCACCGAGAAUGCAGAUCCUUGGGGCCGGGUGUUUGGAUAUCUCCGAAAUUCGUGAUGACUGGAGUGCCUGUAUGCCACAAGUACUGGACUGGCAUCAUAUCAAGGUCGGGGGCGGUAGAUAGGGUAAUGCGGUAUUCGCUGAGCACACACCCUUGCACGAAAAAAACUCCAUUUCCGGACUGGUGGAACCAUCUGUGAAGCCCAUAUUUUUUAUUUUUUUCUUCUUUCCUUUUCUUUUGUUUUCCCUUUCCACUUUCCACUUAUGCUCCACUGCAGCCUGCGCACAUCCCGUCUCGUCUCCUUCAGUUCAGAGCAACCUGUACCGCGCUGUGCAGCACAGCUUGGUUCCCUACAUCCAGAGUAUCUUCAGUGCCCAAGAAAGGGAAUGUUGGCAAGCCGUCCGAUUCCUUAACUUUCGCUUGCUGCCUUGCCCUACCUUGCCUCCAAGGUGCAGUAGUAGGGUUGUCAAACACCCCUGAGAAAAGAUAACUGUUUGGGUCUGGGAGCUCUCGGCCGCUUCCUGCUUGCUCUGCUUGCGUUGCUUGGUUGAUCGAGGAGUCGAUCACCGGUACUGUACGGUACUUCAUUCCUCUCUGCUGACUUGCCCUGCGGUACUUGUACCCUCCCAUACCGGUACCGGCACUCGUACCAUAACCAACUUACCUGGCUCCUCCCCCUCCGCAAUCAACAACACCAAAGGACCUCUAUCCAAGUAACCAACACCUGCAGUGACAAAUUACUCACAGUUAUCUCGGGAGAGUCUCAUCGCAUCCGGAGCUGAGCAGAGCAUCGUCCAUUCAUCCAUCCUUCUCGCCGGCCCCGAAGAUAUCGUGUCCGGUCCGUUAGCCUACCGUAUAUCGCCCCGUAACGGUGCCGGUGUCCCGUUUUCUCUUUCGGCGUUUCUGAUUGAUUGCUCUACGUUUUUACGGUGAACUCUGAAAGAAAUAUCGGAGUCUAACCGUUUCGAGAGCGAGAGGAAUAGUACGGUAAAAAUAUAUAUAUACAUCGUAUAUAUACACACACAGAUAGAGGUUAAGGGUGAGAGGAGAAGGGCGAGAAGGAAAAAAAAAAAAAAAAAAAGAAGAAGCUCUGUCCACCCUGUUUUUAUUUUAUUUUUCCCUUUCUCCUCGCUCCUACUGAAUUACGGUAACCGUUUGUGUCCCCCUUUGCGCGGCCCCUCUCCACCAGCCCUCAUUCCCUAUUAUUCCUCCCCCCAGUCCACGCUUGGCCGUCGCGGUACCGACACUUCGUUCUCUCCUUUCUUUUCCCACACUUCCACCAACCAAGCAAAGCAAACUAGCCCAAGCACUCUCUUCCCUACCGUACCGCCUACUCCUCCUCCUCAUCCUCUCGCUUUCAUCAGCCGUACACCCCCGUUGCUACCUAUCCAACAUCAACACUCAACCACCACCCCCUCCACACACCCCCCUUUUCAACGAAGAAGAAGAGGAGGAAGGAUCUCUUCGAGAAGGCUUCCAUCCUCAGUCUUUACUCCGACCUAAUCGACCUCGACCUCUCCUUCUUCGCCCUCCCUCUCAUCUGCUCAUCUCUUCUCGUCGGGCUUCCUUUCACACACUCUCUCGCCCUUUGCUUUCAGCUCUGCGCCUCCCUCUCCGCAAUCGUUUACCCGACUGCGCCUCUUGACGAGAUUCAACCCCCUUUGGUCGGAACAAACACAAAACUUGUCCGUUUCCUUCGUUCUUCCGAAGAACACCAUUCUUUCGGAAGCAGGUCGACCCUCAUCAACUUUAUCCGAUAAUAUCAUAAUCCGACGGCAAAAUGGCCAUUCAUUCCACCGGGGCUGUCAGGGAGAAGAAGCAGACUAUGGCCGAGCUGAAAUUGAGGCGGUUAACAGAACUGAAUGCAAGGCUGAGGGAGGAUCUGGACAGACCGCGAGUAAAGGUUUCUGAGGCGUGCCACUCGUAUGUUUGCUCCUCCUAUUACCCUACCGCGUUCAUUUAAGAGCCUCUUUUCCAUCAGAUAUUUUGAACCAGCAUCCUCUACGCAGUAUCGCGUCUUUUUAUUCUCUCGCCUUGUCGCUCUUCACUAUUGCGAUCCUCCACUAAUAGCACUGGUUUAGUAUGAUCGCCCACACACGCAAUACCAAGGACUUUAUGGUUCCUUCUACAUGGGGUCAAGUGAGUUUUCGUCCUUUUCCUUCAGCUCUCGUUCAUCAUGGUUAUCUUCACACAGGGAUACGCGUUAUCCAAAUGCAAUUGUUGCACAGCUCGUUCAGCCCCUUGGUUGAUAGCAACACCACGUGUAUCCACUAUUGAGACGGGUUCUAACUUUUUUUCUUUUCUUUCUCGCCCAAAUUACAGGUGGAUAAACGUGAAGAUCCAUACGCACCAAUAGCGAAUGGACCUAAUUGCUGCGUCAUCUGCUAGAUACAUGGCAGGGAUUCAAGCUGCGACGGAGCUCAUGCAAUGCCUCAUCACACCCGCAAUCGUUUCUCUUGAACCUCGUUCCUCUCAAUUGAUGGAAAAAGAGAACCUCUUAUUCGACUCUGUUUCUUUUUUCUUUUUUCUUCCUUCGGGCCAUUAGAUACCUCGAAAACAAUUCCUUCUCUUUCAGCUCACCAUUAGCACGGCGACCCGGCACCUUCGAACCGAAUAUCUAUUAACUUCUGUUGGGAUGGCAAGCCAUAGGCUACUCUGCGGAGGAGUCUGACGAGAUUUAAUGUCUGGAUCCUUGCUCACUGUUGUCGCCUUUUCCUAAUCCUCUUGCUUUUUGAUCUAUAGUUCGGCUUUUUUUCUUUUUCUUUCUUGCGUCAUGUGAAAUCUUCUCUAUCUAUAGUCUACUAUUGGGGGUAGGGAUUUCGGAGGUCUUUCUAGCAAUUUACUAGUGAAUAGGGAGUCAAAAAAGGUGUUCUUUUACUUUAUUUUUAACUUUUUUUUUUAGUGCUCGGGUUUCUCACAAUCUUCAUCUUCGCCUUUAGGCCCUGUUUUCCUUGUAUUUCAUACUCUUUCGGCUUUUGUUGUCACAGAAUUUGUCUUUUUGCGGAUAUGUUCCGGGCCUGUUGAACCUUUCUUGGUCUUCUUUCCUUGCUGUCCUUUCCUACUGGGCCUGGUGUAUUCUCCUUAAAGCAAAUUCUUGGCGGGAGGUGUUCUCUUUUUUUCCCGUUUAAAGUGCCUUACAUAUCUUGCUCUUGACUUGGCGUGUUCUCCCUCUUAUGUUCCGAUAAUGCGGCGCCAGCCCUACCCUACCCACUUCACUGGAUUGAUUGAAGAGCAGAUGAAUGGCAAUCCCCCGGGGGCUAUUUAAUCUUUUAUCGACCGACAACAAGUUGAAUCGACUGUCAAGAUUUCGAGCUGGAUUGUGUUGGAUCAGAUCUGUCGCCAGGAAGGGUCAGAAGCCGGAUGGAAUAGAGAGCGAGAAGCCUAGGGUGGAAAGGAAGAAGGAAGGAAAAGGGUUCAUUACUAUUGUCAACGAAAGUGAUUUUUAUUCCGAGCGAGUGAGAAAGUGAGAGGUGGUGUGCCGGGCUGGCUAGCUAUGCUGUGCCGUUCUUAUAUCUAUCCUAUCUAUCGUAUCCGUCUUACGCCCCAUCUUGUCUGUUUGCCUGCCCCUCUCGUGCUUCCUUGCUUGUGCUCUAUUCCAUCUACCUAUCCCCGGGGAGUUGGUUCUGAGCAAUCUAUCUGUCUGUUUCCUUUGUUUCCUUGUCAUUAAAGCCUAACCCGUUGUCUGUCUGAGAAAGAAACCCUUCUGUUCCUCGUCUUUUUUAUUCUAUUUUAUUUUUUAUACACCAUCUCUUCGUCUAUCCCUAUUUUUGGUUGAUUUGUGGAUGGGUACAGAGUGAAUGUCUGUAAUGUUAGGAUACCAGCUAUUGCUAUCUAUUGCUUAUGGGGAGUGUAGGAGGAGGUGGAAGGAAAGAAG